CCUAGACCCGUUUGAGCAGACACCACGCAGUAAAACCAUUCCAGAAUAAGUUGUCAUGGAGUUUGCGAUCAUGCUCUACAGGUGUUUGUUCAUUCGUUCUAUUAGUACCGCCGCCGACUCAUUGACCGUUGCCGCUCUGCCAGCGGAUCGCCGCUGAGAUCAUCAAAGCACACUUGAAGUAUUCGCGAUGUCACCGACAAAAGCUUCUGACAUUACUGUGGACGAUGAUUGUCAGAAAAAGCACGCGGCCACAGAUGACUGGUUUACAUGCCACGAGCCUUGUACAUUACCGAAGCAUAUUCAAGAAUUGGCUUUGAUUGAAUUACGGGAAAAUGAAAGUGCUCGUAAUCAAGCUAUUUCGGCUUUCCGACAGUGGAUAUCAAAAAAUGCGGAUGUUCAAAACGUAAAUACUGAUGAAAAUUUUUUAUUACGAUUCUUGCGUGUUAAAAAAUUUAGUUUACCGAUGGCUCAACAAAUGCUGCUUAAAUAUUUGAAUCUUCGACAAAAAUUCCCAAUGUACUUCAUGGGCCUAGACUGUUUAAUUCCAUCAAUCAACGAACUCAUUGACUCCGGAUACAUGUUUGUAUCACCUUUUAGGGAUAACCACGGUCGUCGAGUUAUUAUCGGUACUGCCAAAGGCUUCGAUCUUCGAAAAUAUAGCAAUAGAGACUUGGGCAUUGUGCAUAUAAUUACCUAUGAGACAUUACUAAAUGAUGAAGUCAAUCAGGUCGUGGGAUUCACCCACUUUGGUGAUUUAUAUUCCAUCACUCCAGCGUAUAUAACCCUGUUUGCUCCAAAUGAAUUCGCCACUCUCAUCAAGUGGGGAGAGCAAUCAAUUCCUAUGAGGCACAAAGCAAUACACCUGUUGAACGUGCCAUUACCGAUCAAGUUUGCUUAUGAUUAUUUCCAAACAAGAAUAAGCCCAAAACUCAAUGGACGAAUGAAGAUGCACAGUUCACUUUCCGAGUUACACGAGACGCUCGAUAAGAAAGUUUUACCCAAAGAGUAUGGCGGUGAAAUGCCAAUGGCCGAAAUGAUCAGAUUAUGGAAAAAAGAAUUACUGGCGAAUAGAGAAAAGUUAAUAGCGUUAGACAAUAUGCGGUUAUUAUCAGAUAAAAACAUUAUAACAAGAAAAACGAAAGCUGAAAUUAAUCAUAAUUUGAUCACUGGAUUCAAUCAGCUAAAUGGCAGUUUCCGAAAACUGGAAGUUGACUAACUAUAUAACUUAUCAGUAAUUAUACUAAUUACAUUAUAUACUGUAAAUAAGUAAUACAUCUGUAAUUCGGAUUGUAAAAACAUUUUUAGUUUUUUUUCAUUCAUUUUUGUUCAAAUUUUCAUCAUGUAAAUUCUUCAUUAUUAUAAUAUGUUCUUAUUUUUAAAUACUCUCAUAAUUUUAUUUUCAUUUUAUAUAAUAAUUAUCGUUACCUUAUAUUUGUUCAUACAAUUUUUGUAAUAUUUUUCGACUUGUAAAGUAGAUAAGUACUUAUUUUAAUAACGUUCGAGUUAAUAUUUGCUUAAAUUAGCAUACUAUAAUAUUUUACUUGACAAAUCUAAAAUAUCUGAUUAAAUAUUUAUUAUCAUAA
Molecule: messenger RNA, 1583 nt
Organism: Myzus persicae (green peach aphid)
Lineage: Eukaryota; Metazoa; Arthropoda; Insecta; Hemiptera; Aphididae
Gene: Cralbp
Product: clavesin-2
Exons: 7
Coding region: 188-1216 (342 amino acids)
Cellular component (GO): membrane
Molecular function (GO): phosphatidylinositol bisphosphate binding
Source: RefSeq, a predicted model, not a curated record